AUGCAUUUCUCUCUGUCAUUAUUGAGUACUGUUCCACGGAAUAUAUAUAUAGCAAAUUUCAAACAAAUUAUCUAUCUAUCUAUCUAUCUAUCUAUCUAUCUAUCUAUUAUUACUAUAAACAUUCCGAGGGUGAUGCACGAGACACAUGCAACGACCCUAUCUAUCUAUCUAUCUAUCUAUCUAUCUAUCUAUCUAUCUAUCUAUCUAUCUAUGAUCAUAUUCCUUUCCUUAUCUAUCUAUCUAUCUAUCUAUCUAUCUAUCUAUCUAUCUAUCUAUCUAUAUACAUAUAUCUAUAUAUCUAUAUCUAUAAAUAUCUAUCUAUCUAUCUAUCUAUCUAUCUAUCUAUCUAUCUAUCUAUCUAUCUAUAUAUAUAUAUAUAUAUAUAUAUGUUUUGUUCGUAUCUAUCUAUCUAUCUAUCUAUCUAUCUAUCUAUCUAUCUAUCUGUCUCACACGUGUACACGCCUGCUUAUAUUUGGCCAUUUCAUUUAUCCACUCUACAACUAUCUAUCUAUCUAUCUAUCUAUCUAUCUAUCUAUCUAUCUGAUUUUAUUAUCAAUAUUAUCAUUUUUCGUUGUUGUCGAAUUUCUCACACCCGACUCUCUGUCUAUCUAUCUAUCUAUCUAUCUAUCUAUCUAUCUAUCUAUCUAUCUCACUUUGUUCAUAUCUAUCUAUCUAUCUAUCUCACUUUGUUCAUAUCUAUCUAUCUAUCUAUCUAUUCUAUCUAUCUAUCUAUCUAUCUAUUUUCAGUAUCUCAUUCUGUUCAUAUCUAUCUCUGACCAUUAUCUGACUGUCUAUUUAUCUAUCUCAUUUUGUUCAUAUCUAUCUAUCUAUCUAUCUAUCUAUCUAUCUAUCUAUCUAUCUAUCUAUCUAAUUUUGUUCAUAUCUAUCUAUCUAUCUAUCUAUCAGUAUUCCGAUGGAAAAAAUUCGCAACAUUUUCUCAACCAGCUGUUCUUAUUAUCAAUAUCAUUAUCUUUCGUUGUAUUUUUGUAUUUUUGUAUUUGUCGAAUUUCUCACAAACAAAAUAUCUAUCUAUCUAUCUAUCUAUCUAUCUAUCUAUCUAUCUAUCUAUCUAUCUUCAUUAUCUAUCUAUCUAAUUUUAGAUUGAGCACAAAUUUUAUCUAUCUAUCUAUCUAUCUAUCUAUCUAUCUAUCUAUCUAUCUAUCUAUCUAUCUAUCUAUCCUAGAGUGUACAUUAUCUAUCUAUCUCAGUCUGUACAUAUCUAUCUAUCUAUCUAUCUUAGAGUGUACAUUAUCUAUCUCAGUCUGUACAUAUCUAUCUAUCAUAUAUAGAGCUAACAUUAUCUAUCCCAGUCUGUACACAUUCAUAUCUAUCUAUCUAUAUAUCUAUCUAUCUAUCCAUCUAUCUAUCUAUCUAUCUAUCUAUCUAUCUUUUCCAUCUAUCUAUCUAUCUAUCUAUUAUUCAUUCAUCUAUCUAUCUAUCUAUCUAUCUAUCCCAGAGUUUACAUUUUCUAUCUAUCUCAUGUCUGUAUAUUUUCAUUAUCUAUUCAUUCAUUCAUCUCAUAUUUAUCUAUCUAUCUAUAUCUAUAUAUCCCAUAUAAUAUAUAUCAUUCUAUCUAUAUUAUAUUUAUUUUUCAUUCAUUAUCUAUCUAUCCUAUCAACCAUGAUCUAUUCAUCUAUCAAAAGUGCACAUUAUCUAUCUAUCUUAAAUCUGAAUCUAUCAAAAGAUAUUCUUCAUUUCUCAUCUAUUUCAUCUGGAAUGAUCAUUAUCCAUCUAUUAUAUCUAUAUCUAUUCCCUAUCUCAAAAUGCAAUGAUUAUCUAUCUAUCUUAGUCUGUCUAUCUAUCUAUCUAUCAUCUAUCUAUCUAUCUAUUAUCUAUCUUUUCAUCUGUUAUAUCUCAAGUGUUAUCUAUCUAUUCUCAGUCUGUAUAAAAUAUAUCAUAGAAUAA
Molecule: messenger RNA, 1905 nt
Organism: Acanthosepion pharaonis
Lineage: Eukaryota; Metazoa; Mollusca; Cephalopoda; Sepiida; Sepiidae
Source: the annotation of a GenBank genome assembly